Messenger RNA from Benincasa hispida (wax gourd), 2379 nucleotides. The record is from RefSeq and is a predicted model, not a curated record. Lineage: Eukaryota; Viridiplantae; Streptophyta; Magnoliopsida; Cucurbitales; Cucurbitaceae.
AAAUUGGGAGAGGCAUUUAAAUGGCGUCAUUUCUGGCCUUGGGUUGCUCAUUUGUCCUCCCGCCAUUCGGACUUUCGAACUCUCCUUCACUGCAUUUCCCCAUCUCCUCUCUCACUCCCUCUACUUUCUCUCCAAUCUUGACACCAUGAGUUCCAAAUCAGGUGGAAAGGCCAUUGAUUUGUGGGCGGAGUUAAUAGCUAGCGAGGGAAGCGAUCGCCAAGAAGAAGCGCGAGUAGAAGAGGUUUAUAGACGAAGAAAGCCAACCCAGAAGACCGUUCAUGCCGUUCCCCCGAAGCCGAACUUGGGUUCGAAUCGUUGCAAUGUGAACAGGGUCAGUUUAGCUGCUGUUGACAGUAAGAGAAUUAGUUGGAACCGUGCCCUUUCCGUCAGAGGGAGGGCGAGUAUUGCAAUUGAGGCUUGUAUAGAUCAUCAUCUUCAACAGAAGCAGGCAAAGAGAAAAGGAAAACCUGCUCUACCCAAAGGAAAGUGUGUACCACCUACAAACUUUGACAAGGAGCGUGCAUACUUUCAAGAGGUAGAUGCUUUUGAGUUGUUGGAGGAGAGCCCUUCCCCCAAGAGCUUCAGUACGUGGACAAGCAGUCAGUUUGGUAGUGCUACAAUACCAUCUCUAUGCUCUAGAAUAGAAAAAUGGUUAAUUGCCAAGAAAUCAAAUUACAGUCUUGCACCUUCUAGCACGUUAUCAAAGAUAUUAGAAACUCCAGUGGGGACCUUUGAGCCAAUUGGUGGAAAUCAUUUGGACCAAUUCAAUUUGAAAACUCCUGAGAAGUCUGCUAGAGAGAUAGAUGUGCACUUGUGCUCUAUUCAGAGAAGAUUUGUUUCCAGCAUAAAUGAUAUCGAUGCCCUUGAAAUCGAUGGCAAUGGAAGCAACAGAAUUAACAGAGCAGAAGAUGUGAGAACUGAGGAUCGUGAAGACAUUGAAGUUGCUGUGAAGAAACUUUCUUUAACAUCAACAUCUACUUCUUUCCAUAAACAUAAUUUGGAUCCACUUGGUGCAUUAUUAGCAGUUUGUGGACAGUCAGCUCCUUCCACGCUUAAAGAUGCAUUUUCUAAUUAUUGUGAUCCGGAAACUAUUGUCAAAGUUGGUGAAGGUACGUAUGGAGAAGCUUUCAAAGCUGGUAACACCGUUUGCAAGAUAGUUCCAAUAGACGGAGAUUUACAGGUUAAUGGAGAAAUACAGAAGAGAUCAGGAGAAUUGCUGGAGGAAGUCAUACUUUCCAGAACUUUGAACACUUUAAGAAGUAAUGAGGGUGGUGCUGAUAACUUUUGCACAACAUUCAUACGAACCAUAGAUUUAAGGGUAUGUCAAGGUUCUUAUGAUGCUGUACUAAUCAAGGCAUGGGAAGAUUGGGAUGAAAAGCAUGGUUCAGAAAAUGAUCACCCUAAGGAGUUUCCAGAGAAACAGUUUUAUGUUGUGUUUGUUCUCCAACAUGGGGGAAAAGAUCUUGAAAGCUUUGUACUCCUGAAUUAUGACGAGGCCCAGAGCUUAUUAGUACAGGUUACUGCAGCUCUGGCUGUAGCUGAAGCUGCUUAUGAAUUUGAACACCGAGAUCUGCAUUGGUCGGGUUCUUCGUCCUUCUACAGUUAUUUUGAUCUUUUUUUUUCUUUUUCAUUGACUACUGAUUUGGAUCGUGUAUUUAUUGCUAGGGGAAAUGUACUUUUAAGUCGGAAUGAUUCUGAAGCGCUGCAGUUCACCCUUGAGGGUAAGAACAUGACCGUACAAACAUUUGGACUUCAGAUUUCGAUAAUUGACUUUACUCUAUCGCGAAUCAAUACUGGUGAAGACAUACUCUUUUUAGAUCUCUCUUCGGACCCUUAUCUCUUUAAGGGUCCAAGAGGAGAUAGACAAUCAGAAACAUAUAGGAAAAUGAAGGAGGUGACCGGAGACUGCUGGGAGGGGAGCUUUCCUAGAACGAACGUCCUGUGGUUACUCUACCUUGUGGAUAUAUUACUUCUGAAGAAAUCAUUCGAGCGUAAUUCAAAGCAUGAAAGGGAACUGCGUGCAUUCAAGAAACGUCUAGACAAAUAUAAUUCAGCAAAAGAAGCUGUUUAUGAUCCAUUUUUCAGUGAGUUGAUUGUUUGGUCAAGCAGUGUGGACUAGAGCUGGAUGAUAUGGACUUUCCAACAUGAAGUAGAAUGAAGUCCUGAAAUGCCAAUGCUAUUUAAAUUAUGUACUGAUGUCUUUUGCAUCAAUAUUUUGUAGGAUAUUGCUUCCUGCCGGUCGCCCGGUGGAUGUAAAUUAAUCAUAGUAUUUAUAACGUUUAAAAAUAUAUAGACCAAAUUUACAGAAAUGUUGGGUAUAGUGGCAAAAGGAAUUUUUAAUAACCUCUCUUUUACUUCAGAAUUUUAUGAUAUCUUGUU